AUGGCUUGGCGAACAGCAGCUCGUCGCGGCGCUCGGCGGUCCUCGACGUCCACUCAGUCGUCUUCGAGUCGCGGUCGCGGUAGUCGACGUCGGGCUCCGACUGAACUGGCGGACCCGGACGUUGCUCGCGGCAUUGACCAAAGCGCAUUGCGCGUGCGCGUGGCGCUUGAACUGUGCUCCGUACACCACGACGCAAAGUCCUUACGUGAUGUUUGCGUGGACUUUGAACGGACCUUUGACGCGCACCGCAGUGCCGCCGUCACAGCGCGUCAUGACGUGCGUGUGGAACUGCUGGAGUGUGGUCUGAACAAGUGGCAGCACGUGGUGGAGUUGCAGCGCGUACUGGCGGCGCUCAAGAGACUGGAAGAGAAUGGCGAGCAACUGGAGCUGCAAGUGGAGACGAUGCUGCAACAGGACGUGAAGAAGAACGAGUGGAAGUUGAGUGUGGGCUUUACUCGAGCGUCGGAGGAUGCGAUUUGGAGAAUUGCCAACAGUUUGAUACUGAGACUAAAGAGCUGCGAGGUGCUGGCUAUGAAGCUGCUGCCGACGCAUCGGUUGGUGGUACCGUUACUUUCUUCGAGUGAGGAACGAAGCGACGUGGAGCAUGACAAGUACCAGUGGAAAGGAAGACUGACGUGGAGUCAGGUAACGCUUGAUGCUGCUGUGGGGGAUCAGCGAGAAGAGAUUCAGCGAGUCGUGUUGCAGCCCAUCGAUGCAGCCAAGCGGGCUUUUUCUGUUGCUGAAAUGCGGUAUCCUGGACUCGCAGAUCUUGUAGACGACAUGCUGCGCAGCAAUGUCGGAAGUGGUAAACCGGUGGUGGUCAUUAUGCGAGGUAUUCCAGGCAGUGGAAAGAGUACGCUGGGGAGAGAACUCGAGGCGCUAUGUGGCCACAAAAGGGUGGCGUUUACGAUGUGCUCGGCAGAUUUGCACUUUGCUACGCCGCGGGGAUACGUGUUUAACGGGAAGGAGCUCAGCGCUGCUCACGGUAAGUGCAAAGACGAUUACAGGAGGGCUGUGACGGGUGCUAUCUCGGAAGGAAAUAAGCAAAGCAGUUGCUAUCAGCAUGUUGUGCUGGUUGAAAACACUAGCACUCAGAAGUGGGAAUAUGCGCCGUACGAGGACAUUGCUCAGAGUUUUGGUUGUCGCGUGCAUAUUGUCGAAAUGAAGUGUCCCGACGUUCUGACAGCAUUGCGGAUGGGUCGACGUAACGCGCAUGGCGUCCCUCCGCUCAAAGUUGUCAGCAUGUAUUUGCGAUGGGAGGAAGACACCCGUGCUCACUCGUUCACGCCCCAAUUUGAGCAUGGCUUACUUUCAGCAAACCCAGUGUCCGAUGGCGAUGUCGGAAACUUGAUUUACGUCGGACUCUUUCUGGACGAGAAGUCGCGUACAGAGCUGGCCGCUCGGAUUCCUGCAGCGCAUGUAAAUAAGUAUGCUGACCAUGUGACAUUGUUUUACCAGCCGAAUCUGCAGUAUGUCCGAGAUGUUGAACUCAGUGCGCUAGGCUCUGUUCGUGGAGUCGAAGUCGUUCAAGACGACCGUGGCCAAGCUCUUCGAGUCGAGGUGGAUCGUAAUUUGCAUCUACAACGGAGAAACAAGAUACCACAUGUCACCUUGUCUACCGCACACCGCGUGAAACCAGUGUAUUCGAAUGACCUUCUGUCCAUCUCCUCCGCCAAGCGAGCUGCAGUUGAUCCGCCGCUCGAUUUAAAAGCUCGUGUUGGAGCUGUUUUUAGCGUUGAAGAGGAGCAAGUGGUAACAACAACAUCACCUUUUGCUGUUGAUGAUUCGGCGUAUGACUCGAGUCGUACCCACCGGGACGUUGACAACGAUGUGUCGCCACAGAGAAGUAACGCUGCCAAGUCAAAGCUGUUUAUUUUGCACGUGAGGGAGUGCGACUUUGCCAAGGAUACUGGUGAGACGAGGACAAAGCUUCGUGGUAUGGCUCAAGUGUUGUACCAAAUGGGGUCUGGCUGCAAGGCACGUUUGCUUUGUAUUCGGAAAUCUCAAACUUCACCAUUGUCGGUUUCGGCGUUGAUGAAGCGAGUGCAAUCUCGAUUCCUUCUCUCGGCAACACAAUCAUUUGACGACGUGGUCAGUUUUUGUGAACCCGUUUCGUCCAACGCUUUCGAUGAGACCAUUUGCAAAUACCUGGAUACUGCUAACUUCGGCCUUUACAAGCAAGUCACAAUACUUACAACUGAUGCAGAAGUUUUGCAACGCCCUUUGUCCGAGGUCAGGUGCUUCCAGGAUUCUGCUCUGAGUGUCUCGUGGAUUGGACAAGAAUGUGCUGUGAGUCGGGACAAAAGGAUGCUGGAAUUUCCGUGCACAAGUAUGUCUGCAAUGCUGGAUUCGCUGGGCAUUAACGUAGAGGAGCGAACGCGCAGUGUCAUUUUGCGAGGCAUCAGUGCUAUCGAGGAGGCUUGGACUCGAGUCUCAGCGGUCAAAGGUGACGGCGCAUUGCAUCGCAUUGAUACGACUAUCAUGAGCAUGUCUUCACCUGUCAUUGGUUUGUGCUUGGUGCUGCCAAGCGGUACUUCUUUCAGCGAAGAAGCAACACUGCAAGAGAAAUUGCUGAGUGAACUGCGUGGCGCUUGCAGUGUCCGGCAUGUUGUCUGUGAUUCGUCCGUCCCGGAUCGUUUCUACUUUAGUCUCUGCACUGCUUCGAGCUACACCCCGGUGUUUUGCGUUCAGAUGUCCUCUCCGUCGAAGGACUGCGGUGGCGCAGUUGACAAGUCUGCUGCUGUCCAGCUGGAGUGCUGGCAGCACCAACUGCAAGCAAGUCGCGAACUGUGUGAUACUGAGCCAUACAGCGUAAUGACUGUACUCGUCCGCGCGAUUCUUUCGAGCCGAUGCAGCAGCCUACUACCGAGCGAGUGCCAGCUUUCUUCUCUGGUCAAUCUCAUCAGUGAACAUUUGGUCUUGCACUAUUUCAAGAGCAUCGAGUCGUGUGGUGAAGUGGAUGCAGUGCCCUCUGCAGCGGAUGUAGCAUCUGGCCGUAUCAUCUAUUCGCUCUACCGGAUGCUGACGUACUUGUCGAAGGUGAACGUGGACGAGUGGCCUGCAAUAUUUGGCGCUCCGCUUCAGACGCUUCAGGGCGACCAAAGAGCUCAAGCGGCAUGGAGCCGCGCGAUGGAAGACGUGAUGCAGUCAUGCUCGGCUGUGAUGGUCAAGUACCCUCGCGUUGCGCAAGGUCUGAGCAGGGCAACUCGGUUGAAUCUGUCGGACCAUCUCGAAGCCAUCUCUGCACUGAUUGAGCCACGAGUCGACCCAACGUACAGCGCUUCUUCUGUACGUGCUGCCGCGAUAGUUUCCAGUCACGUCGAAUGGAGUUUAGUGCAUUCGCUGGCACUGUGCGACAAGCUUCGACACGCUGCUGCGCUGCGGGUAACCCGAGCCGACAAUGACGACAGGAGCACUGAGGAAGACGAUCCUGCCAGACGUGUCUUUUUCUCGUGUGCGCCAAGUGUCGUUGCUCGCCGCAUUGACGUGACGACUUCAUCGCUGGAGAUACUUCGCGACGUCAUGACGAAGACGGGCGAUGCGAGCAAAGCUGCGGAACGCGAUGUCGCUCAUGACGCUACGAGUUGUCACGUCGAGAGUGAAGACGACGGUGCGUGGGACUUGAAUCAGUCGCGGAUCGACAUGCAAUGGGAAGUGGACGCACCCGACGGACGUAGCGAUGUUGUUGAUUAG
Hyaloperonospora brassicae is the source of this 3693-nucleotide messenger RNA. The record is from the annotation of a GenBank genome assembly. Lineage: Eukaryota; Oomycota; Peronosporomycetes; Peronosporales; Peronosporaceae.